CCUCUCCACCUUAUGAGUUAUGUCUUUCUCUCCUUUUGUCUUUUCUUGUGGAACAAAGGGAAGGAGUGGGAUAUAAUAGAGAUGGAUGGAUGCCUAAAAGAAGGGGGGAAAGUUGAGAGGAUUGACUGUUGGGCUUGAAGCUCUGCUGUUGUUGAGUUAUUGAAUUAGAGGUUGAGAGAUAUGAUUCUGAUGGCGUUUCUUUUUCCUAUCUAGAUGUUGGAUUCCUUUCGGAUUUGACAGAAUCGCAAAACGGAUGUAAAACAUGAAAGAUCGUUAGGGUUUUUGUGUUUGGAUGAUCACCGUGUAUUGGUUUUAUAUACAGGAUAGAAAGUGAAUAGAUGGGGAAGAAGAAGAAGAGGUUCAGAAAAACAAAGCAACUUUCAGUAGCAAUAGCGGAAGCUUCAUCAACAGGAGAAGAAACGCAGCAACAGCAACAGCAACAGCAGCAGCAGCCUCAGCCUCAGCCUCAGACUGAGACUCGUAGAAAGAGAGGUAGACCUCGCAAAGUCAUACACAAGGCAGAAGAAACAGCAGAAAAAGCAGAACAUGGCAUAGAAAGUGAAUCAAAGAAAGUAAAGACAGGUGAGGAAGAAGAGGUGAAGCGGGCGGAGGAAGAAGAGGUGGUAAAGAAGGAGGAAUCAUCAACUUCUGUUGAAGAAAGGGGGUUGUUUAAAGAGGGCUCAAAGAGUAGAGCGAGGCGGAAAAGCAAGCCCAGGAAGAGUAGUUAAGCCAAUCCCUAAUAUUCUCCAUUACAUGUUUAUGUAUAUAGGCUACACAAGAACACAUGAUCGAAAGCCCUCUCUCAACCUUCUGCUCUGGGUUUUGAUCCCUUUGCCGCUCACAUGCUUUUGUCGUUCCAUCGUCCUCGAUGAGGAGGAGUGCAAAAAGAGAAAGUGGGCUUAAAGCCCACUUAAGCUUAAUCGCAUCCGUUUCGUCCUGGGGAAUUAUUUUAUGUGAAACAAAAGAAUGGCGAAGGAGGAGGAAGUCGAUACAAACUCGGGAAGUGUAUGUAUGUUUGCUUACAUGGGUGAUGUGUCUCGUUGUUUCAUAGUAAAAUACUAAAAUGCUCUACAUGCAUCUUUUCUUGUGCUCAUGGUUGUUGUAUACUAUGAUUUUGGGACUAUUGGAAGAGGAUUUAUGAUAAUCAAACAACACAUUUUGCCU
This is a messenger RNA of Vitis riparia (riverbank grape), 1164 nucleotides long. RefSeq lists its product as uncharacterized. NCBI's taxonomy places the organism in Eukaryota, Viridiplantae, Streptophyta, Magnoliopsida, Vitales, Vitaceae. The record is from RefSeq and is a predicted model, not a curated record. The transcript has a single exon. The coding region runs from base 339 to 728 and encodes 129 amino acids.